AAUUGGUGCCAUUAUUUUUAGAAGUUCAAGAAAAAGAGGAACAUGCCAAAAAAUAAAGGAGGCGGGGGAGCAAAAGGAGGGAAGAGCAAGGGAGCUGACGGUGACGAUGAAGCUGGGAGUAAACAGCCAAAAGGAGGAACUGCCGUUAAAGUUAGGCAUAUUCUGUGUGAGAAGCAGUCUAAAGCAUUAGAGGCUAUAGAGAAGCUGAAGAGUGGCAUGAAAUUUAAUGAAGUUGCAGCCACAUACAGUGAAGACAAGGCCAGAUCAGGGGGCGACCUUGGCUGGAUGACUCGAGGCAGCAUGGUCGGUCCGUUCCAGGAAGCUGCUUUCGCCCUUCCCAACAGCACCAUCAACCAGCCAGUGUACACCGACCCACCUGUCAAAACAAAGUUCGGUUACCAUGUCAUUAUGGUGGAAGGAAAAAAAUGAUUGUAUUGUG
This is a messenger RNA of Dreissena polymorpha, 439 nucleotides long. Its product is annotated as peptidyl-prolyl cis-trans isomerase NIMA-interacting 4-like. The transcript has 3 exons. Gene Ontology annotation, biological process: rRNA processing. NCBI's taxonomy places the organism in Eukaryota, Metazoa, Mollusca, Bivalvia, Myida, Dreissenidae. Bases 43 to 429 code for a protein of 128 amino acids. The record is from RefSeq and is a predicted model, not a curated record. Gene Ontology annotation, molecular function: DNA binding; peptidyl-prolyl cis-trans isomerase activity.